CACUCUUCUGCACCAAAGCCUUCCUAUACGUCUCUGUGGCGUUUCUUCAGAACCCCAUGAUCAAUAGCAAAUCUUUGAUACAUCCUCGUUAGAACUACUUUUGGAUAUGUUGGAGUGGAAAUUCUGCUGCUACUUAUCUCUUGCAGAAUUCGAUCUCGUGGCAUUUGUGCGAUUAUUCCGAUUUUUGCUUAUCAGAAUUGAUAUCCUCAAAGCAUUUCUAAUUCACCUGCUACCACUCCACGAAAUGAAAAUCUCACAAAGUGAUCUUUGGGUGCAAACGCUACACAAGUGGCUCUAUUCACAAGGUGUCGUUCAUCCAUUUUUUCUAGUGAGUUACAGAUGUGUCCCAGUUAUCGACAAGUCAAACACAAGCUGCACAGUGCUCAACGUUUCAAUACAUUUGCUCACAGAGACACUUUCCCUCUUCCUUCCCAAUGUAUUCUGUACCUCACAACCAAUACACUAAGAUGAGUUCACGUUUUCCCUUUGGAUUAGUCCACCAAAGCUGGACGAAAAAUUACAGAACUUUCUGCGUGACUGACGUAGAAAAACUGAAGAAGUUAACUCUUCACUCGGUAUAUUUAACGUGCUACUACAAGGAAAAU
Messenger RNA from Porites lobata, 605 nucleotides. Lineage: Eukaryota; Metazoa; Cnidaria; Anthozoa; Scleractinia; Poritidae. The record is from the annotation of a GenBank genome assembly.